UCACUAUAAAUAUAUAGAGGGACAAUCCUCAUUUCCACGAGGUAGUAAUCUAAUUUAUCUGGUUCAAGCUUCAACUCAGAGCUAGCAAAUCAGUGAAACAGACUGUUAAUCGAAGAUGUCAGGUCGUGGAAAAGGAGGCAAGGGAUUGGGGAAGGGAGGAGCAAAGCGCCAUCGCAAGGUGCUUCGUGACAACAUCCAGGGCAUCACGAAGCCAGCCAUUCGUCGUUUGGCGAGAAGAGGCGGCGUGAAGCGUAUCAGUGGAUUGAUCUACGAAGAGACUCGUGGUGUGCUCAAGAUCUUCCUCGAGAACGUGAUCAGAGACGCCGUGACCUACACCGAGCACGCCCGCCGGAAGACGGUGACUGCCAUGGACGUGGUCUAUGCACUGAAGAGGCAGGGUCGCACUCUGUACGGGUUCGGUGGUUAGGGCUCGCGAUUUCAAAAGUCUUGCUGUCAAGAAGAAGAUAUGGGUUCGGUGUUAGGGUUAGGGCUUUUGUUUUGUUCCUGUAAUUACUAGUUUCUUCGUGCUCGUUUUGGUUCCUUCUUUGGGAUUGAAUUGCAUACCGAUGUAGCCAAAAAGGCUUUCCAUUGUAGAAUUUGAAUGAACCAUUUGAAGUUGGCUA
Messenger RNA from Cornus florida, 623 nucleotides. RefSeq names its product histone H4. Bases 116 to 427 code for a protein of 103 amino acids. The record is from RefSeq and is a predicted model, not a curated record. Gene Ontology annotation, biological process: nucleosome assembly. Gene Ontology annotation, molecular function: DNA binding; structural constituent of chromatin; protein heterodimerization activity. Gene Ontology annotation, cellular component: nucleosome. The transcript is spliced from 2 exons. Lineage: Eukaryota; Viridiplantae; Streptophyta; Magnoliopsida; Cornales; Cornaceae.